Drosophila navojoa is the source of this 1169-nucleotide messenger RNA. Its product is annotated as ribonuclease H2 subunit B. Gene Ontology annotation, biological process: RNA catabolic process. Gene Ontology annotation, cellular component: ribonuclease H2 complex; nucleoplasm. The record is from RefSeq and is a predicted model, not a curated record. Lineage: Eukaryota; Metazoa; Arthropoda; Insecta; Diptera; Drosophilidae.
GAGUGUACAAAACAUAAACAUUAUAAAGGCGGGAUCUCUUGUUUAUAUAAAUAAAUAGACUUUGAUAUGAGUAAGAAGACAACACGAUCCGUAAAACCCAAGGUUGACCCAGAUGCGGCGCCUCAGCAAAAAGCGUGUGCUAUCAAGAAAGUCUUCUACAUAUCCGAAAAGUUACUUAAUACCGAUGACGAUCAGCGAAUGUGUUUGGAGCGAUUUUAUCAUCCCGGUAAGGGGCAACCGGCUUUGUUUAUAACGUUGCACGAACGGCAAAUAAUGGAGGUGCUCGAGUACGCAGAGCCACGACGCAGUUGGCUACUAAAUAGUGAAGUCUGCUCCAAUGGACGCACGUAUAUGACGACGCCAAUAGACCCAACGUUUCUUGCACUGCAUCAUCUCCGGAAGCACUGUGCCCAGCGUGCAAUGUCUCUGGACAGCAUUAGCGUAGAUGAGGCGGACUCUAGCACAAACCGCCUGUUAACCAAAUUCAUAGACGCUGACAGUCUAAAAAGCGUGGCCGAUGUUAAGACAUCUGGGGAGCUUGUCUUCUACAAAUACAACAAAGAUCGAACUUUGGCGUGGCUUGCUCUGAAAACACGACAGGUUGUGUCUGUUCUCAAGGCAAAGCAAGUCCAUUGCGGCUUGGGUGCCAAGUCGCAGAACUUUGUUCGCAGCGAAAAGAUUGUGGACGAUAAUGAUGUCAAGGAGGUGGAUUACUUACGCAUGGCUUGCGACUAUGUGGGUCGCUAUUUGGAUGCGGACUUGCAUGCCGAACUAACGCGUUAUCUGGAAAUACCAAGCGAGAUUCAAGCUCUAGUCGAGGAAAAUGCCACGGCAAAGAAGCGAAAAUCUCAGCAAGGCCAAGCCAGUGCGAAUAGUAAGAAAAUAAAGCUCGCCAAUGGCGAAGAUGCUGCAACUCAGUUAAGGAAUAGCAGUCUGCUGGACAGCGAUGAUAACAAGGAGAGCAUCACUUCGCCGCCAAGCACACCUGCACCGCUUAAGGAGCGCACCAUGACGGCUAAGGAGAAGGUUCUGGCCAAGAGCGCCAAGGGCAGCAAAAGCAUUGCAUCCUUCUUCAAAGUCAAAUAGUUUUAGGUACUUUAAUUUAGUUAAGAAUAAUGUUACUUCAAUUCGAUUGUUCAAUAUACUCCAUCAAUUUUAAUUUAUGUAAA